Molecule: messenger RNA, 672 nt
Organism: Hibiscus syriacus
Lineage: Eukaryota; Viridiplantae; Streptophyta; Magnoliopsida; Malvales; Malvaceae
Product: ethylene-response factor C3-like
Exons: 1
Coding region: 1-672 (223 amino acids)
Biological process (GO): ethylene-activated signaling pathway; regulation of DNA-templated transcription
Molecular function (GO): DNA-binding transcription factor activity; DNA binding
Source: RefSeq, a predicted model, not a curated record
AUGACAACCUCAACGAAGGAGUCUUGUUUUCUUCAAUAUUAUUCAAGCUCACCGUUUGGAUCGUCUCUGCAGUCGCAGUGGCCGGAGAAUUUUUCCGGUGGCUGGGAUGAACUUCUUCUCAACUUCAAUGACUUUGAAGAAAUGGUUUGGGUGGAUAUGACGGCGGCCUCAGAUCAGUCCAAGAACUCCAUUAACGGCGUAAAGAAAGAUAAUCCAACAUCGGAUACUGGUAAACACGGAGAAUCAUCGAAGAAAAAGAAAGCUUAUAUAGGUGUAAGGAAGCGGCCGUGGGGGAAAUUCGCUGCCGAGAUCAGAGAUUCGACGAGAAACGGAGUUAGGGUUUGGCUCGGAACAUUCGACAGUGCUGAAGCAGCCGCUCUAGCUUACGACCAGGCCGCGCUUUCGACAAGAGGUUCAUCUGCGACGCUCAAUUUUCCGAUCGACAUCGUCAGGGAAUCUCUUUGGGACGUCAUGCGCCGAUGCGACGACGGUUGCUCGCCGUUGGUGGUGCUGAAGAAGAGACACAGCUUGAGGACAAGAUCCAAGAAUAAGAAGAAGAUCGUCGGCAAAAUAAACGAGGUUUCAAGGGAGACAAGACAACGACAAAACUUGGUUGUGUUGGAAGAUCUAGGAACUGAUUACUUGGAACAGCUUCUAAGUUGUUCAUGUUGA